Molecule: messenger RNA, 222 nt
Organism: Penicillium alfredii
Lineage: Eukaryota; Fungi; Ascomycota; Eurotiomycetes; Eurotiales; Aspergillaceae
Exons: 2
Coding region: 1-222 (73 amino acids)
Source: RefSeq, a predicted model, not a curated record
AUGCGAGAAUCAGCGACAUUCUCGAAACGAUUCCACUUCCUUGGAAGGGUGCUCGGCCGGAACAGAAUUGCGUCACUUGGACGAGAUCUGCCAUUCGCAAGCUUCAGGAGCAUGUUCGACCUCGAUCGGUUCAUGGAAGAGUCGCUCGCCUUUGCAGAUCGACGCUUGCGAAGCACCGAAUCCACACCCGCCUGCACCGACUACACUGGUCGGCGAAUGUAG